AUGCGAUAUCUUGAGCAAUUUCCAUUCCCUUCAGGAUCGGCCAAUAUAAUAACUUACAAGGACAAACAGGAGGUCAACGUGUUCAGAACUGUUUGUUCCCUCUUUUCUCAAGAACCGUCAAUACUCACGAAUGCAGAAGCUUGUGCACUGACCCACGUAGUUUCCUUGUUUCACGAAAACCAGUCGUCUAGUGACCUCCACAGGGAUGCUUGCGAUAUUCGCAUUGAAACCGAGUUCUCAGCAAAUUUUCCGUCUUCGAGGCGCUUGGAGCUUGCAGUGUCUUCUGAUGCGAGUUCGAGAGCAUCACAGGCAGAAUACUAUGGACCUAUGUCGCUGAGCAGUAAUAACGAAAUCAGUGAUGAAACUCGAUUUCUGGCUCCAGAUAGAGAGGACUGGCUGCAUGCUGACAUUCCAUCAACGCUUGGUCGUUCAUCUGGUAAAGGCGCUGGCCAAGUGCGGAAUAAUACCUACCUAUUGGAGGAGUUGCCUGAAUAUGAUGAGAUAUUGAAGCUUCCUGGCUUGAAAAAGAGUCCCGACCUGAUGAAAAAACUUGACGAACUGUGUUUGAAAAAUGGAUCAAGCCGGAAAAUGUCUUCAGUAGUGCCUUCAGAAUCUAUGGAAUUACCUGAUUUGAGUGAACUCUGCAAAAACCAGUGCGACUAUGGAACUAACUCUCCAAAAGUGUCUAUGCGUGGAUAUGUGAAGUCUUCUCUAGACAGAGGAAUCUUGUCAAGGCCCUCAAGUUCUCUUUUGGAAGCAUUGUCUCUUGUACUUCUCUCGCUUCCUUCUGCUCGACGUCGUAAACUCCAUCGAUUAGUGCGAUUCAUGAAUCGCAUCGCAACUAACCAUUGCCUACAGCUUGAUGAACUUCUGUCUAAUCGAGAGGCUGUGUUGAAAGGUUUAUCCAAAUGUAUUGUACCACUUCGAGGAUACCCUCCUGUCACUUCUUCGCAACGUCAUCACAUUGUGACUAUUCUCCUUGAUUACGAGAAGAAAGUUUUUGGUGUACCAAAAGGUUUAGUUUUGGAAGUGGAAGACGCCAUUCGAGAAAGGCAACGCGAGAAGGUUAUGCCCGUCGAACAAGAUGAGGUGAAGGAACCCACUACAAGUCUGAACAUUGCGCAGUACUUCGAUUCUAUCAAGAUUCCUCUGGGAAAUAAUCAGCAUUUAAACCAAAAUCUCCUUGAACUGCUCGAGCAGAUCUGCUGUGAUGAAAAUCUUUCUGUGUCCCAAAAGCAGAAACGGUUGAAGAAGUUCAAAAAGGCCUAUCCUGCAGUCUACUCACAAAAGUUUCCAUCGCAGGAGGUAACGCAAUCGAGGAAGAAAAGCAAGGAAGGCGGCUUGUUCUCCAAGCUUCUUGGUCGCUGA
Haemonchus placei is the source of this 1368-nucleotide messenger RNA. The record is from the annotation of a GenBank genome assembly. Lineage: Eukaryota; Metazoa; Nematoda; Chromadorea; Rhabditida; Trichostrongylidae.